AUGGCGGCUGAUUCUGAAUCCUUCUACUUUCCUCAUGAAGUUGUGACAGAAAUCCUAUUGAAACUUCCAGCUAAAUCUUUAAUUCGAUUCACAGUUGUCUGCAAAUCAUGGUAUUCCCUCAUCACCAGUUUUCCUUUCAUCUCAGCUCACUUCGCCCAAACCCCACAAUCCGACACUGUUUUUGUUAGGCGUUAUGACAGUUCUUGCAAUAGAGAACACUAUUCCUUGUUUGAAGACUCUAAGAAUCGACCCUUUUACUUGAAUUUCACAUCGAAACUGUAUUUCCCGUUCAAUUGCCCACUUGGAUAUUUCAGAAUUGUUGGCAGCUGCAAUGGCAUCCUGUGUUUGUCAGACGAUUUGUUUGGUGAGUUGCGGAGUCUUAUUUUGUGGAACCCUUCUAUUCAGAAAUUUAUAACUUUACCCAUGCCUUCAAUUAAUCCUCAGUCGCCUCAUAUGUUUGUUUUUGGAUUUGGUGCUGAUUUGCGUGAGUCUGAUGACUAUAAGUUGGUUAGACUUGUGUAUCGUAAGAAUGAUGAUGUCUUGUAUAAUGAUCCUCCGGAGAUUGAGAUUUAUUCGAUUAAUAGUGGGGUUUGGAGGAGAGUGAUUGGGGUUGAGAUUAAGCAUUGUAUAGUGGAGUUUAUGUGGUCUCAGGUUUUUGUAAAUGGAAAUGUACAUUGGAUUGCGUAUGAUUUGGUUGCGAAUGGUGGUGACCUUCGGAGUUUAGUUAUGACUUUUAGUAUAGCGGAUGAGGUGUUUGGGGAGAUUAUGUUGCCGGAUGCUUUAGUUGGUGUAAUUGCAACAAAUUUAUCGAUUAUGUUGUUUGAGGAAUCACUUGCUGUUGUUAAGUAUGAGAGGGAGAUAGAUGGUGCUUCAUGUGAAGUAUGGGUGAUGAAACAAUAUGGAGUUUUGGAAUCUUGGAGUAGAUUGUAUCGUAUAAAUUUGGUUGCAGGUAUGGAGAGAAUAGUUGGAUUUAUGAACAACGGUGAAGUUUUGUUUUCAACUAGGAGCAAUGAUCUGGUUUCGUAUGAUCCAAAUAGUGGACGAAAUAGGGGUCUUCUUCGUAUUCAAGGGAGCUCUCGCUCAUUUUAUGUUCAAAAUUACGUGGAAUCACUUAUUUUGCUUAAAGGGAACAGUAUCGUUUCUGGUGAGUUGUUGGAAUGA
This is a messenger RNA of Solanum verrucosum, 1161 nucleotides long. RefSeq names its product F-box protein At3g07870-like. The record is from RefSeq and is a predicted model, not a curated record. NCBI's taxonomy places the organism in Eukaryota, Viridiplantae, Streptophyta, Magnoliopsida, Solanales, Solanaceae. The transcript has a single exon. The coding region runs from base 1 to 1161 and encodes 386 amino acids. Gene Ontology annotation, molecular function: protein binding.